UCCCCGCGCCUCCGCUCCGCGCCGGCCGGGCGGGCGGGCCGGGCAGGUGCGCGCUGCGGCUGCCGCUGCCCCGCUCCCAGGUGACGGCGAACCGGAUGCCUUUGGCGGGCAGAAGAUGUGUCAUGGGAAGCAGGCGAGCGGCGGCGGUGCCCUCCCGGCGGCGCGGCGGCGGGCGCUGGCCGCGGCGCUGUGGCUGCAGCUGGCGCUGAGCCUCGGCCCGGGGCUGGCGGCGGGCGGGUUUGAUGACCUGCAAGCGUGUGCUGACCCUGGAGCUCCUGAGCAUGGCUACAAGACGCCCAGCGCAGGUGUUUUCUUUGAAAGCGUGGUGGUCCGGUUCCAUUGCCAAGAAGGAUACAGGCUCAAUGGUACUUCCAAAAAACUUUGUGUGAGACACUUUAAUGGCUCCUUGAGCUGGAAACCCAGUGAUAAACCUGUGUGCCUACAAGAAGUCACAGAUUGCCUUGUUCCACAUGUUGAAGAUGCAGAGGUUCAUAACAAGACAUACAGGACUGGCGAUAAGUUAAUAAUCAGCUGUCAUGAAGGAUUCCAGAUCCGUUACCCUGACUUAGACAACAUGGUUUCCAUAUGCCAAGACGAUGGAACAUGGGAUAAUCUACCCAUAUGUCAAGGUUGCCUGAGGCCAUUGGUUCUUCCUCAUAGUUACAUUAACAUAUCUGAGUUCGGGGCCUCCUUCCCCGUAGGAACAGUGGUGUAUUAUCAGUGCUUUCCUGGAUAUAAACUAGAAGGGGCAGAGAUCCUUGAGUGCAUGUAUAACCUUAUCUGGUCAGAUAGCCCACCUAGGUGCCUUGAUGUGGAAGUUUGUCCACUACCUCCAAUGGUGAGUCAUGGAGACUACAUCUGCCACCCGCGGCCUUGCGAGCGCUACAACCACGGGACGGUGGUGGAGUUCUACUGCGACCCUGGUUACACCCUCACCAACGACUACAAGUACAUCACCUGCCAGUAUGGAGAGUGGUUCCCCUCCUACCAAGUGUACUGUGUCAAAACAGAACAAACCUGGCCAAAUACACAGGAGACCCUCCUGACUACAUGGAAAAUAGUGGCAUUUACUGCUACCAGUGUUUUAUUAGUACUGCUACUGGUUAUUUUAGCCAGGAUGUUCCAGACCAAAUUUAAGACACAUUUCCUUCCACGAGGCAACCAGGAGGGCUCCAUGGGCGACCCUGACUUCGUGGUGGUGGAUGGUGUUCCUGUCAUGCUGCCUUCCUACGAUGAAGCUGUCAGCAGCGGCUUGAAUGCCCUGGCACCCGGAUACUCAGCUGUCACAGACCAGGGGCAUAUUUUGCAGUCAGAAGAUCAGAAUCCCCCUGCUUACCCCGGUCCCAGGAUUCCAGACACACAGCCCAAUGAAUUUGAGACCUGUGACAGUAGGUCGUGUUCCUCUGAACUGCUCCAAAGUUUGUACCCAUCCCUGACAUGCCAAGCGGCAGCGCUUCCCGGCUCAGAUCAAACUGACGUAUCCCACAGCACUGACGGGGACGCUGCAUCCACGAGUCCCCGGAUCGAUAUCACAGAUGAGAUUCCUUUGAUGGAAGAAGACCCUUAGCCUGCACUGAGUCGUGUCCUCGUCACAUUGCACUGUUGGGUGACAUGAAUCAUGAGGAUUCAGAGAUAGAAAAGACUCUCUGUGGAUUUGGGGAGGGUGUUUUCCUACUUAUCAAUCUUCCACGCGAUGAUGUCACCAGGUUGGGUGUAUGUCUUAAUCCACAGCGGGGAUAACAACGUCAGCAUUUGGAACAGCAGCAGUUUUAUGAAUGAAUCCUGGGGAUUUGAUGAGAGCAGAUGUAGAAAAAGAACUGUGGCUUUUUAGAAAUUAAAUGUAUAUCUGCAUCGCAGAAAGUCAUACAGCUCUGUAAGAAAUGCUAUUGGAUUUUGAUACUAACUGCCUCACAAAAGCAUGUCAAAUUAUGUAAAUUUGCUUAUAAAGACUGCUUUAAAUUAUCUUUGGACCUCUAGUUUAUGAAGAAUCCUUUCAAGUGUACAAAAUAUCAGUACUGAAACACACACAAAAAAAGAGGAAAGAUCCUCUUUGGCUUUCCUAUGAUAACCAGGAAGUUUUUGAUUUAGUUGUUGGUGAUUUUGCUUCAGACCAUGUCUGCAGAAAAUAUAACAGAAAUGAUGGGAUUAAUAUAUACUUUGAUGUACAAUAGCAAAUAUAUAUAAAUAUAUAUAUAUAUUUAAAAACUCUUAAAGAGAAAGAAAAGGAAAGAUUCCCAGGUCACAUAACGAUCUGGAGAUUUUUUUUAAGGUAAGGCAGAAUUUAUAUCAUAGACAAUAUUCAAAGUAAAGUAUCAAUAUUUGUAUUUAUGCACUUCUGUGACUACAUUGCAUUUGAUAAAUCCUGCUGUAAUAUGAGAGAUCUAGAAGAUGUUAAAAUUAUGAAAUACAUGCUUAAGAAAUGUUGAACUGCCAUGCUUCAACCUUUCUUAAGCUCUUAAAUAUAUAUAUAUAUAUGAGAGUAAUCUACAGUCAUCGCCCAGAGCACUGCCUUGUCCCUGUACAUUGUGGUAGUAUUCUGAGCCAUUAUUGUAGAAUACUUUUUUUAAAAAAAUAAUAAAGCUGAGUUUCAGUUCUUUUGACUUA
Molecule: messenger RNA, 2604 nt
Organism: Vidua macroura (Pin-tailed whydah)
Lineage: Eukaryota; Metazoa; Chordata; Aves; Passeriformes; Viduidae
Gene: SUSD4
Product: sushi domain containing 4
Exons: 9
Coding region: 116-1567 (483 amino acids)
Biological process (GO): negative regulation of complement activation, classical pathway; negative regulation of complement activation, alternative pathway
Source: RefSeq, a predicted model, not a curated record